AAUGUUUUGGAGAUAAACGGGUGAUUACUACAGGUGAAAAAUUGAGUCCAGUUCCUUUUUGAUCUUCACACCUGACAGACAGAAAACAUAUUUUUAAUCGUUAAACUGAUAACGAUAAAAAAAUUGGCGAAUUUUUAAACCAUAAAAUACUAAUAACGGUUAAUAAUGAAGUUGAAGUGUUGUUCCCUAAAAUAUAUAUUUGCGUGGACUGUACUUGCGGCUUUGCUGCUUGCCGGUGUUUUGUUUUUUAUGCUGUGGGGAGUGUCAAAAAUAAUUAAUAGCCAAAUUAAAUCGCAAAGCCAACUAGAAAAUAACACAGAUCAAUGGAACCGAUUUAUAGAUAUACCGUUUCCAAUUUCAUUUGGUGUUCGAUUUUUUAAUGUCACCAAUCCGGAUGGGGUACGCAACAAAAAUGAAAAACCAAGACUGACAGAAACAGAGCUUUAUGUUUACAAUAUGCGUAUUAAUAAGUAUAAUAUACGUCAAGACAGUAGCGAAGAAGACAGCAUAACAUAUCAACGAAAUUUAACAUUCGAGUAUGACGAAAGUUCGAAAGGAAAGAAAACUGAUAAUGUUACAAUUAUUAACCCUGUUUUAUUGGCUGCUCUACAAAUCACAGAUGGUAUAGAAAGAUUGGCGUUCGCUGGAUGUUUAAAGCAACUGUUUCAGCCAGAUCUGACAGAUAAUAUAUUUAUUACAGCUUCCGUGGAUAACAUUCUGUUCGAAGGACUUAAUUUUGCUUUUGCCAAAGACUCCAAACUAGGAGUGGCUUGCACCAUCGUAAGAACUAAAGUAUUGGCCAUAGCCGAAAAUUUAAGAAACAUUGAGCACGUGGAUAAUAGCGAUGGGAAUGAUUACUUAAUGUUUUCCAUUUUUAACUAUAAAAGAAGUGGUUACAAAAAGGAAAUACCCGAUGGUAUCUACACAAUUAACCGAGGAAGAUCGAACAUAGAGGAAUUAGGAAACAUUAUAAGAUGGAACUCCAAACCCAAAAUAGAUAAAUGGGGUACAAGAUACUCCAUCAACAACGACUCCUGCAAUCGCGUUAAUGGAAGCGAUUCUACAAUAUACAGACCAUUUCUACAUAAUUACGAAGACUUAUAUAUUUACAGCACGGAUAUUUGUAGAUCAGUAAAAUUAGAAUACAAGAAUUCUGAUGCGAGAUAUAACGGGAUUCAAGCAUUUAGAUAUGAGGCGCCUUCGACAUUAUUCAGAAGUUCUACGCCAAAUCCCGAAAAUGAUUGUUUCUGUACGAAAUCGACAAAAGAUGCCCAAGGCAAUGAAAAUUGCUAUUUGGAUGGAGUUUUUGAUUUUAAACACUGCAUAGGAUCUCCGAUAGUAGCUUCAAUGCCCCAUUAUUUAAAUGCAGAUCAAAAAUAUUUAGAUAAUUUUGAGGACUUGAAACCAAAUGAAACCUUACAUGGAAUAUAUUUGCUUCUAGAACCGAAUACCGGGACGCCUUUACAAGCUCGAAAAAGGAUUCAGCUUAAUUCCAUAUUACACAAGGUACCUCUGUUAACGUCAAUAACUCCAGAUAAUAUGGUCGAAACGGUAUUUCCAUUUUUAUGGCUAGAAGAAAGUGUAGAUCUACCAGAGGAAUACGUAGACUUGUUAAAUAAUCAGCUAUUUAAGAAGGUCACACUGGCAAACGGAAUUGCCGAUGGAUUAGUUGCCGUAGCGUCGGUUUUAUUUGUCAUAAUUUUGUUCUUUUUAAUAAGAAAAUUGUUAUUGAGAAACAGAACUCAGUAGUGAUUAAACUUAUGCGGAUUUAGGAAACGUCAAAUAAAAUUGCUAGUACGUCAUAAAAUCGUUGAAAUAUUAUUUUAGGAAAUAUUAAUUUAGGGACACACUGUAUAUAGAGGUCGGUUAUGACGUGAAAGCAACUUUUUGCAACAAUGCAACAAUUUUAAAGACUGCGUCUGGCAUCCAGAAAUAUAUUAUUUAUUAUAGAUCAAUUAUUUAUUUAUUUUGUACAUUCUAAUUCAUAAAAUCUUACUAAAUAAAGCGAUUUUUUACAAAUA
Molecule: messenger RNA, 2021 nt
Organism: Sitophilus oryzae (rice weevil)
Lineage: Eukaryota; Metazoa; Arthropoda; Insecta; Coleoptera; Curculionidae
Product: sensory neuron membrane protein 2-like
Exons: 8
Coding region: 166-1749 (527 amino acids)
Cellular component (GO): cytoplasm; membrane
Molecular function (GO): scavenger receptor activity
Source: RefSeq, a predicted model, not a curated record